CUAGUGAGGGACUGGUUGGAGGUCCUGACAGCUGAGGGUGGAGGGAAUAGUGUGUCCAUUGCCUGGGUGUGUGUUUCUGCUUUCUCCACGCGUGUGCUCAUGCCUGUGUGUACUCAUGUCUCCAUUAUUGCACGUAUGUGCCUGCUUCCUUGUGUGUGCAAGAAUGUCCACUGUGCAAGGUAGCAUGCUUGUCACCAUAUCGUCUCUCUCAGAGGCUUUCAAUGUGCAGUGGCAUGUCUGCAGGGUCCAGUGACCCUGCCUGAAGAUGAUAUAUGCCUCUCUAUGUCCAUCUGCCUUGUCACCUCUGACCCUGUGUGCACGAAUAUAUAUCCCUGGGUUUGCCUUCUGUGUCCCAUGUCAAGGGCUUCUGAGUGUGCUUGCUGGCAGGCAUGUGCCUAUAUAUGUAUAUAAAUGAGCUAGUAUUGGCCUGGGUCUCUGUCAGUGCUGCCACAGUUGUCCAGGGUGUGCCUGGAUAUAGGCAAGUGUGUUGAGAGGGUAAUGAGGGUGGGGAGAGCAGGUUAAGUGUGCAGGCAUGUUGCCCAAGAUCCUUUUCUAUUAAUGAAGCUUUGGGGGCCCAAGGCAAGAUUUGUAGGCAAGAUCUGCCUUUCCCCUGACCUGGGAAAUGGAAAAGCAAGUUGAGAAAGGUUAGAAGAAAAAAAUCUGGACAGGAAAGGGGGAAAAGGAAAAGCUUGAGGAGAAAGUCAAGGAAAGAAGGGAGAAAGCUGGAGAGAAAGGAGAGUCAAGGGAAGAGAGCUAGGAAAGAAGAUGAUAGCCAGAGAAAAGUGGAAGGUGGGAGAUGGGAGGAGACAAGUCAUAAAGAAGAAAGGAGAGGCAUGGUGAUAGGGAAGGGUAGGUUAGACCUAGAACUGGAAGAAAAAAAGGCCUGAGAUAGUAAACUAAAUUUUGUUGAUAAAAGGAGAAGGGACAAUGAGAGGGAAAAGAAAAAGUGAUGAGGAAAGGAAAGGGAAGGAGAAAAGAGCCAGAGCCCUUUCAGGGGAAAGAGGCGAGGAAGGAAGAUGGCAAUUUGUCUACCUUUGGGCCUAUGGGAGGCAAUGGGGAGUACUGUAGGCCUUCCAGGAACAGGAUCUGUAUUAGUGUGGGGGCCUGUCAUAACAGUGACUGUCAGUAUAGGUCUGCCAGCUCCUCCCUUUCCUGUCCCCAGCACAGAUCUUGUCCCCAAUAUCCCUAUUCCUCCUCUCUCCUCCCCAAAGUCCCACUACUUCUGGCAUACUAGUAUGAUUUGUAUAUUGUUCAUCCUGUCCUGGCCCCUUUAUCAUCUCUUCCCACCAGCAAGUGGACCAGAGUGGCUUACUUGCAAAGAGAUGCAAGGUGGAGAAAGGAAGAAGGAAGGUUAAGGGCUUUGGAAUUGGAGGACUGGAAAGGGGGAAGAGCUUUUGAGGUAAUGGCAAGAUUAAGGAAUCUGGUGGGGCUUGUAGCCUAGGUACUUGCUGUGUGUGUAUAUAUAUGUGUAUUGUGUGUGUGAACAAUUGUGUGUACAUGGGGUUGUACAUGGGGUGUAUACAUGUGUGGGUGUCAGCACAAUGCCUGUGUUACAAGUCUGUGUAGGUGGUGUAUGUAUGUACAUUGUGUAGGAAUGAGGUAUGGAGAUAUGGAAUUAUGCUUUGCAUGUAUACAUAUGUAUGUGCUGGUUUUUUUUUCACUUUGCAUCUGUGUUUUUAACUGUGCUUUUGGUCCAUCUUUGCCCCUGCCUUCCUGUGUCUCUUUCUGGGUACCUAUUCAUAAUCACAUGUGUCUUCUCUGUGUACCUGUGACCUGUUUUUUAGUUCACAGAUAUGUUUUCUUGUGAUCCAUAGGGGGAUGCUAUUUUAUAAUGCCUAGUGAAAUAUUAGCAAGUUAAUGAAUUCUUCUGAUUAUGCUUAAUUCCCCCAAACUACAUAUUCAUUUGUUUAAAGUUAAACUUUAUGUUUUAAUUAGAGAUGUUUCAGACUGAAACAAGUAUUGGCUGAGCUAGUUUUAGAAUACUAAAGACCCAGGUAGUCUAACAUAGUUAUGGAAUGUGAAUUGGUUCUUAUCAGACCUUUAAUCAACUUAGCACCUGUUAAGUUAAAAAAAAUGUUUAAUUGAAGUAUAAACAGAAGAGUAAUGAAUUUGCUAAUUGUUCUUGACCCUUAUAGAAUAGUAAACAUGAUUUAGGAGGUAGGAAGAAGCAAAUGGGACCAAUGGGAUCAGCAGUGUGAAUAGAGGAUGUGUACAUUCUGUUUGUGGGGACAUGUGUUGAAGGUUACAGUCUAUCUGCAUGUCAGAUGCUGUGUAUUUUCAUGGAGUUAAAUAUGUCUUCCUAUAGCAGGCUCACAUUUGUAUUUAAAGGGCUAAUAAGUGUAUAGUCCCCAUGUUAUAGCAUUCACACAAUUAAGCACACAUUCCCACAUUAGCACUUCUCAUGUGGGUGUCUGAGUCUAAGCAUGUAUUUAUUGCCAUGUUGUGCUCACCUAUGUUUCUGGGUCUAAGCAUGUGUUACCAUAUUUCAGUGCUCAAGGCUAUCUGUAGAUCUGAUAAACAUAGUCUCACAUAUUUUCCAUGUUCUCUCCACACAUGUACCUGUACAGUUGUGUCCUCAUGAUACACACAUAUGUUCCUAAAGAACCAAGUAUAUGUUCUCCUGUCAUGGUGUUAAUAUGUCAAUGCAGGCCUCUUGCACUGAUAUUUUAGAGGUGCAUGCAAGCUAUCUCUCCCAUUCGGGGCCAAUUUUUAACCACUAAGGCAGAUCUUUAUAAAGUAAAAAAGAUGGUCCUCCUUUCCCCUCUCACUGCUCUGGGAUACACAGAGUUAACAGACUGCUGCUCUUCCUGCUCACUCCCCCCCCUUAGCCUGUAGCUUCUUGUUGCUGUGGUGAUGGUGGCCCCGCCCCUGAUGCAGCACCUGCCCCCCCAUUGGCUGCAGUGGUGACUGUGGGGCUGGGUGGGGGGAGCCCUGGGCCUGGGCAGCCAUUCUGGAGCUGGAGCCGGAGCUUUAGCAUCCCCCCUUAAGCCCCUCUGCAUUCCCUCAAACCUUUUUCCUAGCCUUCCAAAUUCCCUGGGAUCCAUUAGCUUCAACAUCCAUCCCCCCUGAUCAUUCCCCAGUAACCUCCUGGGGGUCAGAGCCUUAUCGGCAUUCAACCUACCUGCUUUGCCCUUCCCCCUACUUGGGAGCCCCAAUAUCCCCCCAGCCAACCUCAGUUUCUUCUCCCCUUCCCCAUCUUUGUCCAUCUUUUUUCCCCACCCCCUCUCCAGAGUCCUGACUACUGCAGUAGAGGUGGAAUCAGUCUCUUCUACCCACUACCCAUUUUACUCCCAACCAUUUCUCUCUUUUAGGAUUCUUCCAUCUCUAUCCUUCCUCCUCUAACCCACAUACCCCCUCUAGGUCCCCAUCGGCCUGGUGACAGCUCUCCCACCCCUUCCCAGGCCAAGGAGGGGGGAAAUGGGGGGCUGCCCUAGCACUCUGAAUAAGCAAGGCCCCCAGGAAGGAGGAGCAGGUUGAUGUCUCUAGCUGGAGGGGGACAAGCUGCCUAGGGGAACUGACAUUUGACCUACCUCCUCUCCAGCUAUGUCCCCUGAAGGAAUAGGAGGGAGGGUACCAGAGAGACAGCCUCCCUAAUCAGCAGAUAUAUUUCACUGCCCAGGAUCUCUCUGACCCCACUAGCUAUGUCUUCCUACUGACUGCCAGCCAAAAUGAUAGGCAUAGGGCCUCCCACCCCUUCCUUGUCUGGGGGCUCUGGCUCGAGUUCUUUACCCCCACCUUCUCGCUGCCAUCACCGCUGCUGUUCCUGCUGCUUUCCGGGGGAAUACCACCUGGGUCGCUCCAGGAGGAAGAGUGUCCCUGGAGGGAAGCAAUACAGCAUGGAGGCCGCCCCCGCGGCCCCUUUCCGGCCCUCGCAAGGCUUCCUGAGCCGGAGGCUGAAAAGCUCCAUCAAACGCACAAAGUCGCAGCCCAAACUUGACCGGACCAGCAGCUUUCGACAGAUCCUGCCUCGAUUCCGCAGCGCUGACCAUGACCGGGCCCGGUUGAUGCAAAGUUUUAAGGAGUCCCAUUCCCAUGAGUCCUUGCUGAGUCCUAGCAGUGCAGCUGAAGCCUUGGAGCUCAACCUGGAUGAAGACUCUAUAAUCAAGCCUGUGCACAGCUCUAUCCUGGGCCAAGAGUUCUGCUUUGAGGUGACAACAUCAUCAGGAACUAAGUGUUUUGCCUGUCGCUCUGCAGCUGAGAGGGACAAAUGGAUCGAAAAUCUUCAGAGGGCAGUGAAACCCAACAAGGACAACAGUCGGCGUGUGGACAAUGUGUUGAAGCUGUGGAUCAUAGAGGCCCGGGAACUGCCUCCCAAGAAGCGGUAUUAUUGCGAACUGUGCCUGGAUGACAUGCUCUAUGCUCGAACCACCUCCAAACCUCGGGCAGCUGCUGGUGAUACUGUUUUCUGGGGUGAACACUUUGAGUUCAACAACCUGCCAGCUGUGCGCUCACUUCGACUGCAUCUCUACCGUGACUCGGACAAAAAACGCAAGAAAGACAAAGCAGGCUAUGUGGGCCUGGUGUCCGUGCCUGUGGCCAGCUUGGCUGGCCGACAUUUCACUGAGCAAUGGUUUCCUGUCAGCCAGCCAGCAGGCAGUGGUGGUUCUGGGGGUGCUGGAGGUGGCUCUGGAGGGGGAGGGGGUUCAGGAGGUGGCUCAGGGGGCAAGGGCAAAGGAGGCUGUCCUGCUGUUCGGCUGAAAGCACGAUAUCAGACGAUGAGCAUCCUACCUAUGGAGCUGUACAAGGAAUUUGCUGAGUAUGUCACCAAUCACUAUCGAAUGCUGUGUGCUGUACUAGAGCCUGCACUGGGUGUUAAGGGCAAAGAAGAGGUGGCCUGUGCCCUGGUGCACAUUCUGCAGAGUACAGGCAAGGCUAAGGAUUUCCUUUCUGAUAUGGCCAUGACAGAGGUGGACCGAUUCUUGGAGCGAGAGCACCUCAUAUUCCGCGAGAACACACUCGCUACUAAAGCCAUAGAAGAGUAUCUGAGACUGAUUGGUCAGAAAUACCUCAAGGAUGCCAUUGGGGAGUUCAUCCGAGCUCUGUAUGAGUCUGAGGAGAACUGUGAGGUUGACCCCAUUAAGUGCACGGCAUCCAGUCUGGCUGAACACCAGGCCAACCUUCGUAUGUGCUGUGAGUUGGCCCUCUGCAAGGUGGUCAACUCCCACUGUGUGUUCCCGAGGGAGCUGAAGGAAGUCUUUGCAUCAUGGCGACUUCGAUGUGCAGAGCGGGGUCGAGAGGAUAUUGCUGACAGGCUAAUCAGCGCCUCACUUUUCCUACGCUUCCUGUGCCCAGCUGUCAUGUCCCCCAGCCUCUUUGGCCUUAUGCAAGAAUAUCCUGAUGAGCAGACAUCACGUACCCUUACCCUCAUCGCCAAGGUCAUACAAAACCUGGCCAACUUUACAAAGUUUGGCUCAAAGGAAGAGUACCUGGCAUUUAUGAAUGAAUUCUUGGAGCUAGAGUGGGGAUCCAUGCAACAGUUCCUAUAUGAGAUUUCCAACCUGGACACACUCACCAAUAGCAGCAGCUUUGAGGGAUACAUUGACUUAGGUCGUGAGCUUUCCACACUGCAUGCCUUGCUCUGGGAAGUGUUGCCACAGUUGAGCAAGGAAGCACUCCUAAAGCUGGGCCCACUGCCACGGCUUUUGAAUGAUAUAAGCUUAGCACUGAGGAAUCCUCAUAUUCAGAGGCAGCCCAGUCGUCAAGGGGAGCGAUUACAGGCCAAGCCCAUGGUACUUCGUGGGCCAUCUGCUGAGCUACAGGGCUACAUGAUGAGGGACCUCAACAGCUCCAUCGACCUUCAGUCCUUCAUGGUUCGAGGCCUCAACAGCUCCAUGGACAUGGCCCGCCUCCCCUCCCCAACCAAGGAAAAACCUCCACCACCACCCCCUGGAGGGGGUAAGGACCUGUUUUUUGUGAGCCGUCCACCCUUGGCCCGCUCAUCCCCAGCCUACUGCACAAGUAGCUCAGACAUCACUGAGCCAGAACAGAAGAUGCUAAGUGUCAACAAAAGUGUAUCAAUGCUAGACCUACAGGGUGAUGGACCGGGUGGUCGCCUCAAUAGCAGUAGUGUUUCCAACUUGGCUGCUGUUGGGGACCUUCUUCAUUCCAGCCAGGCUUCCCUCACUGCUGCCCUUGGGCUCCGGCCUGCACCUGCUGGGCGCCUCUCUCAGGGCAGUGGCUCCUCCAUUACAGCUGCUGGCCUUCGACUGAGCCAGAUGGGUGUCACCACUGAUGGUGUCCCUGCUCAGCAGUUGCGCAUCCCACUGUCCUUCCAGAACCCACUCUUCCACAUGGCAGCUGAUGGUCCUGGUCCUCCAGGGGGCCAUGGAGGAGGAGGUGGCCAUGGUCCACCUUCCUCUCAUCACCACCACCAUCAUCAUCACCAGCACCACCACCGAGGUGGGGAGCCCCCUGGGGACACCUUUGCUCCUUUCCAUGGCUAUAGCAAGAGUGAGGAUUUGUCUUCUGGGGCUCCCAAGCCACCUGCUGCCUCCAUCCUGCAUAGCCACAGCUACAGUGAUGAGUUUGGUCCUUCAGGCACUGAUUUCACUCGACGGCAGCUCUCACUCCAAGACAACCUCCAGCACAUGUUGUCCCCACCCCAGAUCACCAUAGGCCCUCAGAGGCCAGCUCCUCCAGGUCCCGGAGGAGGGGGUUCUGGAGGAGGAGGAGGAGGAGGAGGAGGAGGAGGAGGGGGACAGCAGCCCCCACUGCAGAGGGGCAAAUCCCAGCAGUUGACAGUCAGUGCUGCCCAGAAGCCCCGACCAUCUAGUGGAAACUUAUUGCAGUCACCAGAACCCAGUUAUGGUCCUGCCCGUCCCCGGCAACAGAGCCUCAGCAAAGAGGGAGGAGGAGGGGGCAGUGGGGGCAGCAGCGGUGGAGGAGGGGGUGGGGGGCUUAAGCCCUCCAUCACUAAACAGCACUCUCAGACACCUUCCACACUGAACCCCACGAUGCCAGCUUCAGAACGGACAGUUGCUUGGGUCUCCAACAUGCCUCAUCUGUCAGCUGACAUUGAGAGUGCGCACAUUGAGCGAGAAGAAUACAAGCUGAAGGAGUACUCUAAGUCUAUGGAUGAAAGCCGGCUUGAUAGGGUGAAGGAGUACGAGGAGGAGAUCCAUUCGCUGAAGGAGCGACUGCAUAUGUCCAACCGGAAGCUGGAGGAGUAUGAACGGAGGUUGCUGUCCCAGGAGGAACAGACUAGCAAGAUUCUGCUGCAGUAUCAGGCCAGGCUGGAGCAGAGUGAGAAGAGGUUGAGGCAACAGCAGGUGGAGAAGGACUCACAGAUCAAGAGCAUCAUUGGCAGGCUGAUGCUGGUGGAGGAGGAGCUGCGCCGGGACCACCCCGCCAUGGCUGAACCGCUGCCUGAGCCCAAGAAGAGGCUGCUCGACGCUCAGGAGAGGCAGCUUCCCACCCUGGGUCCAGCAAACCCGCGUGUGACGCUGGCCCCCCCCUGGAAUGGCCUGGCUCCCCCACCCCCGCCACCCCCACCCCGGCUACAGAUCACAGAGAACGGCGAGUUCCGAAACACCACGGACCACUAGUCCACCCAGCCUCAUUGACAUCUCUCAAUCCUACCACUACCAUCCCCAACUCUGGACCAUCGACUGCCGCAGAGACCAGAUGUCGCCGAGGGACCAAGGGACUGACUUCUCUGUGGGAAUGAUUCCCACCCCUACCCACCAUUCUUCUGGGAGGGGGCUGGGGACCCUCAAAACACUCCUUCCCUUUCUGCUGGGGCAAUGCCUCCUGUAUGUCUCCCCAGGGCCCUCCUUUGAGGGCCUUUGCCUCUCAUACAUCUCCCUUCCACUCUGGGGUGCUAUCCCCAUCUUCUGCCUCAUUCCCACUCCCCUGAGAACCGGGGGACAGUUCCCACUCCCAUCUUGGGGGUGUGACACCUCCAAACUCUCAACUUCAGGGUGAUUUUUUAGCUGUAACCAGAGCCGACAAUCUAACUUCCUCCUGUCCCCCCAUUUUGGCCUCCCCUGCCCCCCUUGUUAUGGGGAGGGGUCCCCAGAUGGGGGUCCCAGUCCCCUUUGAUUUCUCAGGAGCGCCUGGGGGGGCUCAGCACGCACAAACUCCCUCUCCUUCCACCACUCUUCUUAAACUCACUCCCUCCCACCUUGACCCUAGAUGGGGAGGAGGGGGCCACUAGGGGCAGGGAAGGAGGGGUUGGGCAGGGGGGAUGGGAGUCUUCUCCCCUUCCUCCCACACCUGAUCUGCUCUUGGCUGGUCCCAGAGCGGGGUGAGGGGUCUUAUGCCCCAGCCUCCCCUGGUGUGUUGGGUGGGUGGGUGGGAGAA
This is a messenger RNA of Monodelphis domestica (gray short-tailed opossum), 8301 nucleotides long. It is a transcript of the gene SYNGAP1, whose product is annotated as synaptic Ras GTPase activating protein 1. Lineage: Eukaryota; Metazoa; Chordata; Mammalia; Didelphimorphia; Didelphidae. The record is from RefSeq and is a predicted model, not a curated record. Gene Ontology annotation, biological process: regulation of GTPase activity; negative regulation of Ras protein signal transduction.